GAACGAUAUAAAUACGAUGAUGCUAUUAUGCUCUGCAAAGUAUUUAGACAAGAGAAAUUAUACAAGCAAGAUGAUGCGCGGGUUCUACGUUAUCGUUUUUGCAUUUGUUCCUGCCAUCUUAGGUAGCACUCCAGUUGUUGAUAGGAAACUAGGAUCCAACCAACAAGACUACAGCGUUUGCCUAACUGAAACUGAUACCACUGAUAGUAAAACUGAAGAUCAAGAAAAACUAAGAAAGAAUGGUUGUUUAAUCUAUUGCAUAAUGCAAAAACAAAAUAUGAUAGAAGAAUCGGAAUUUAAAAUAGAGAAUAUACGUACUCAGUUUACUGGAAAGACAAAUGCUCAGCCAGGAGACGACUAUUACAAAGCUCUCGAUGAUUGCAUAGAAAAAGUAAAAGAUAAUACAGAUAAAUGCGAGAAAAGUUUUGCUCUAGUGACAUGUUAUUUAAAAGCUGCAGAUAAGCUUGUUUCUGAGAGAGGACAACACACUGGUGAUCAUAAAGAACACAAACAUGAGCAUGAACAUGAACAUGAACAUGAACAUGAACAUGAACAUGAACAUGAACAUGAACAUGAACAUGAACAUGAACAUGAACAACAAUAAAUACAAUUAACAAUAUGCUUACGCAACUUCCGUGUAUGUGCAUUAUAAUUGAAUAAAAUAAUGCCAAUUAUUUUAAAAUAGUACAAGUUUUUUAAAUGUAUGUCGUAUAAAUAAAUAAUUUAAAUAAAAAGAAAAUUAUGUCAAUAGAUAUAAAUAUAAUUGGG
This is a messenger RNA of Formica exsecta, 768 nucleotides long. RefSeq names its product pheromone-binding protein Gp-9-like. NCBI's taxonomy places the organism in Eukaryota, Metazoa, Arthropoda, Insecta, Hymenoptera, Formicidae. The record is from RefSeq and is a predicted model, not a curated record. The transcript is spliced from 5 exons. Gene Ontology annotation, molecular function: odorant binding. Bases 17 to 604 code for a protein of 195 amino acids.